AGUCCGUGUGGAAUACUAUGUUAAUGAAAAUACAUUCAAAGAAAGACUGCAACUAUACUUCAUUAAGAAUCAGAGAUCAAGUUUACGAAUACGUAUAGCUGAUUUAUUUUUUAAAUUAUUAGCUUGUGUUUUGUAUAUUUUACGUGUGAUAACGGAUACAAAUCCAACAUAUGCCACAUGUUAUGGCUGUAAUGUUAGUAAUAAAACAGAAUUUUUAGCUUCAGCAGAAUUAACUGAAGAGGAAUUUCAAGAGAAUCCCAUUAUCAAUUGGGAGGCGAUAUUGUGGGUAAAUCGUGCCACUGUCUUAUGGGCUGUUCAAUUAAUUUUAGCAUUAGUUUCACUAACAGAAGCCGUUCUUUUAACAUAUCUUGGCUAUAAGGGAAAUAUAUGGCAACAAAUCCUGUCAUUUCAUUUUAUAUUAGAAUUAAUUACGACAAUACCUUUUGCAUUAACGAUACUAUGGCCGCCUUUAAGAAAUUUAUUUAUACCCAUAUUCCUAAAUUGCUGGUUAGCAAAACGUUCUCUCGAGAACAUGUUCAACGAUUUACAUCGUGCCAUGCAAAAAUCACAGUCCGCCUUGUCACAACAAUUGACAAUACUGUCAGCCACACUGCUGUGUUUAGUUUUUACGAGUGUUUGUGGCAUACAACAUUUUCAACGUGCCGGGCAUCGCCAUUUGAAUUUAUUUCAAUCAACUUAUUAUGUGGUUGUCACCUUUUCAACAGUUGGUUACGGUGAUUUUGUACCCGAUAUCUGGCCUUCACAAUUAUACAUGGUCAUAAUGAUAUGUGUGGCGUUAAUUGUAUUACCAACACAGUUUGAACAGUUGGCCUUCACUUGGAUGGAACGUCAAAAAUUAGGUGGCAGUUAUUCAUCGCAUCGUGCCCAAAGUGAAAAACAUGUUGUCGUUUGUUCAACGACACUACACGCGGACACUAUAAUGGAUUUUCUUAAUGAAUUUUAUGCUCAUCCUUUGUUGCAAGAUUACUAUGUUGUCCUAUUGAGUCCCAUGGAAUUGGAUACGACAAUGCGUAUGAUACUACAGGUGCCCAUAUGGGCACAGCGAGUUAUUUAUAUACAGGGAUCCUGUUUAAAGGAUGGCGAUUUAGCACGAGCACGCAUGAAUGAGGCUGAGGCAUGCUUUAUUUUAGCCGCACGCAAUUAUGCCGAUAAGACUGCUGCCGAUGAGCACACCAUUUUACGUUCAUGGGCUGUUAAAGAUUUUGCACCCAGUGUACCGCAAUAUGUACAAAUCUUUAGACCCGAACACAAGUUACAUGUUAAAUUCGCCGAACAUGUUGUGUGUGAAGAUGAAUUUAAAUAUGCUUUGUUGGCCAAUAAUUGUACAUGUCCUGGUGCCAGUACAUUAGUUACAUUACUCUUGCAUACAUCAAGGGGCCAGGAAGGUCAACAAUCACCCGAGGAAUGGCAUCGUCUCUAUGGCAAAUGUUCUGGCAAUGAAAUCUAUCAUAUAGUUUUAGGUGAUAGUCGCUUUUUCGGAGAAUAUGAAGGAAAAAGUUUCACUUAUGCUAGCUUUCAUUCACAUCGAAAGUAUGGUGUGGCUUUAGUUGGUGUAAGACCAGCACAAUUGCCAGAAUUCUAUGAAGACACCAUACUGCUGAAUCCCGGUCCGCGGCAUAUUAUGAAAAAAGAUGAUACAUGCUAUUAUAUGAGCAUAACGAAAGAGGAAAAUUCUGCAUUUGUCGUUAAUCAAAAUCAACAAAAUCAAAAUGCAGAUCCAGCAACGGGUAAAGAUGGUGGUGUAUCAUCAUCAUCAUUACCAACAGCAAUAAUAACAACAACAACAACUACAAAUGCAACUAGUACUACAGCAACAUCAAUACCAAAAUCACCAUCAUCAUCGACGCACACGUUUCAGGUGCCCAUACCGUCGGUUUGUGUCCGUGUGCCACAUACAAGUACAAAUAGUUAUUUUCAUUGCAAUACAGUUGGCGGUAAUACACCAGUCACUGAAAGGCCUCACCAAAAAAACAACAAUCAUUUUCAUCAUCUUAAUAUUAAAUCCUCUUCCGAAUGUGAUUUUACAACACUAUUUGUGCCAUCAGAUAAUCCUACAUCUGUGAUAAUAUCGGAUUCGAAACCGAAUCUUAAAGAUACCGCUGUUACAUCGACUAAUGCAACGCAAACGCCAGCAGCAACGACAACAACCACUGUCACAAACACGACGACGAUACCAUUAAGUUUAGGUGGUGGCAGCGGAGGAAGUGCUAGCGGCGGUGGUAGUUCUAUGGGCAAUACUUUAGCUGUAAGCUCCGCACUAGGUGGUGGUGGAGGAGGAGGAGGUGGAGGCGGCGGUUUAACUGUAGCCUCAACAACUGGUAACCAUUUAGAAUUACCACAAACGGGUAAUCCAAACUUAUUAAGUCCGGAUAUUUUAAAUCAAAGAAGAGGAAGUAGACGACCUUCUAUCUUACCCGUACCUGAUAUGUUCACCUCCUCCUCGUUUAGUAUAUCUGGCAAUGAUGAUGGCGAUGAGGGUGAUGAAAGUGACGACGAAAUCGAAGAUGAUGUACCCUGGCGUUCGCCAUCAGAAAAAAUUGCCAUCGUUAAAGGAUUUCCUCCUGUGUCACCGUUUAUUGGUGUUAGUCCCACGCUCUGUUAUUUACUCAAGGAGAAGAAACCAUUAUGCUGUUUACAGUUAGCACAGGUCUGUGAACAUUGUGGCUACCGUAAUGCCAAAGAAUAUCAAUGGCAAAAUAAAACAAUAAUUUUAGCUGCCGAUUAUGCCUCGAAUGGUAUUUAUAAUUUCAUCAUACCGUUGCGUGCCCAUUUCCGUUCGAAAACCUCAUUGAAUCCAAUUAUUUUACUGUUAGAGCGUAGACCGGAUGUGGCAUUUUUGGAUGCUUUAUCAUAUUUUCCAUUGGUUUAUUGGAUGCUAGGCUCCAUAGAUUGUCUAGAUGAUUUACUAAGAGCUGGCAUAACAUUAGCCGAAAGUGUGGUAGUUGUAAAUAAAGAACUAUCAAAUUCAGCCGAAGAAGAUUCACUGGCAGAUUGUAAUACUAUAGUGGCCGUUCAGACUAUGUUCAAAUUUUUUCCUAGCAUUAAGAGUAUUACAGAAUUGUCACAGAGUUCCAAUAUGCGUUUUAUGCAAUUUAGAGCUCAUGAUAAAUACGCUUUACAUCUAAGUAAAAUGGAAAAGCGGGAGAAGGAACGUGGCUCUCAUAUAUCAUAUAUGUUUCGUUUGCCCUUCGCUGCCGGUGCCGUAUUUAGUGCCUCAAUGUUGGAUACCUUACUCUAUCAAGCAUUUGUCAAGGAUUAUGUCAUAACUUUUGUAAGACUAUUAUUAGGUAUAGAUCAGGCACCGGGUAGUGGUUUUCUAACAUCGAUGCGCAUUACCAAAGAUGACAUGUGGAUACGUACAUAUGGCCGUUUAUAUCAGAAAUUAUGCUCGACCACUUGCGAAAUACCAAUUGGCAUAUAUCGUACUCAGGAUACUUCCAAUACGGAAGCAACACAUGUGAGUAAUUCACCUGUAGACAAAUGGGGACCAUUUUCAGCUUUCGGAAAGCACUGUGUGCGCUUGCGACCAUCGUAUGAUGAGGAAACUAAUGCCACCCCCGAGUCAUCUAAAGGUAGUAAGGAAGUAUUGCACAGUGUUACAUAUCGACCACCAUCAUCGGGUGGCCCACAUUCGCAUCAUCCCCAUCAACAUCAUAAGUCAACUACCUGUUUGGGUGGAUGUACCGAUCGCAAGGGAUCAACAUCAUCUAUGUUUUUUCAGUACUCGAUCAAUUUGGCCGAUGAGGCAAGAGAUAAUCAUGCGCAACAAAUCGAAAGGGCUGAAAUAGCGAAUUUAGUAAGAAGUCGCAUGGAAUCAUUAAAUUUACCCACCAUUGAUUAUGAUGAUGUAAGCGAGAAACGCAACCAUUUAUCGUAUGUGAUAAUCAAUCCAAGCUGUGAUCUUAAAUUAGAAGAAGGCGAUUUGAUUUACUUAGUACGUCCUUCACCCUUCUCGGCGCAGAAGACCUUUGAACGUCACAACUCCCGACGCAAAUCCAACAUAUCAUUUUGUUCGAACAUCAAUUUGGGUGCUGCUUGCGGUCCGAAUGUCAGCUCUGUGGGUGUCAAUUCUAGUACUGGCGCCGGUUCGAGACGUGGCUCCGGCAUGGGUCUAAAUCCCAUGCAAAUGCAGAGUGUUCAAACAUUGGCCGGGUAUGCUUCGCCACGCUGCACGCCGCCAAUACAACAAAUUAAAUCCAAUUCUCUUUCUCUACCCGACAGUCCUACAGUUGUUGGCUCGCAGCGCGGUCGGAGUAAUUCAUUACGGAUUGAUAAUGACAUAUUACUACGACGUUCGUCGUCCCUGCGUCAGGGUUUGCCAAAUGUUGGUGUUAAUACGGGUAGAAGAAAAUCUUCACUGGAGGAAAUAGGCAUUAGUCAUUUUACCACCUUAAUGCAGGCCACUAAUCAUACUAACCCCAUUAAAAUCGCUCUCAAUGGUAGCAUAGGCUUAGAGAAUCGUAUUUCAUUACAGGUCACCCCGCCCGAAGAGCCUACACCGAUAUUGGGUGUACCCUGUGUUGUGCCUUCCGGUCAAGGUGGCGGCAUUAAUCCCUCUACCUUGGGUGGUGGCUCUACGCUAAAUAUCAAUAAUGUGGAUUUAUCACCCAGCCCUAAUACAAAUUUACCCCUGCAAUUACCCCAAGAUCAGUCACAAGGUGGAUCCCAAUCACAAUUGCCCUCACCGCAACAUUUACAGGGUACAAUUGUAUGAUACAACCUAAUGUGGGGUCGCCGACUCCGCUCCUCGAUGUCGAAGAAAAAUAAAUGGAUUUAAUUUACAGCCAAAAUCUAUACAUGUAGAGCAUUUAGAUGGAGGAGUGUGCAGCAAACGAUGUGAGACCCCUCUAUCUUUCGAAUGGAUAUUAUAUUCAAAAUCAACGACUUGUACAUUUAAACUACUAAAUAGUUUUGUUUAAAUUUAGGUUUAUUUUGUUAUUUAUUAUCAUUUUGUUAUUAGAUUUUAAGCAAAAAAAAAACGGUAAAACUAACUUUAAGAUUACGUAGUUGGCCUUCUUUACUAAUUAUUUUCAAUUGUUUCCUAAUUAAUUUUUAAGUGUUAAUAACUAUUAUUUAUUUAUGUGUGUGUGUUUUUUAAGUUGUUUAAAAAGGAGUUCAAUGCAACUUUGAUUUUGAAAAUUAUUUAUCAAAAAAUAUUUUUUUUAAUAAAGUUAUAGUUUUUGAAUUGAAUUUCUUAAACGUUAUUAGUCUGAAGUGGAAUAUUCUCUACAGAGAAAAAAUUUCAUAGCUGCUACUCCGAGCUCUAUUCUGAAUAGUUGUGAAUACUAUGAUCUCUGAGAGCACUAACUAGUUCAUCUAACAAAUCUAAUUAGAUUCGUUACACAGGCCGACAAAAAAAACGUAAAUUAUAAAAUGUCGAAUGCCAUCUGAAAGUCCAUUCUGCUGGAUGAAAAUAUCUCGAAAAUCAAAGAAGAUAUGUCAGAUUUUAAGCCAUUCUGUCGGAUGAAGAUAUCUCGAAAAUGAAAAAAGAUAUGGCAGUUGUUAAGCCUUUAUUUUAAAGCUGAAAGAAUUGACUUUCAGAUGACAUACAACAUUUUAUAAAUAAAGUUGGACAAAAAGUGUCCAAAAAAGAGUUUUUUGAGAGAUAUCUCGAAUUCCAGAUGUGAUGAAGAAAUUCUGAAGACAUUUACGGAUUCAGCUCUAGGGUUUUGGGUUAAUUUAUUUGGCCUAUGUUAUUAACUAAUUUUUGAGACAGAUUAUGAAAGCUCGAGCCAAUAUCAUACGCUGGCAGAUCAGGGCUACGCUAGUUAUGCUUUAUAGAUCCAUCUUUUUCGUCUGAGACUCUUCUGCAGUAACUUUAAGUAUGUUUAUAAGAAGUUUUAAUGCAUUUUUCGCAAAGACCACUAGUGUCAAGAUUAUUUUCUUUAAAAGUCCCAGAGCAUUUUUGAAACCGGUUCCUCUAACGCCUAUUGAUGUUCGUUAUCGCGGAAACGAGAAUAUGAAUAUCCGAAUUCGAAAAAGGUUUCGUUUAUGGAUGAUUUGUUUAUUAAGCAUUCGUUGAGAAUUAAAUUUCUUCGUAUGUUCUCAUAUAGGUACUGCAACUUAUACCAAUUCAAUUCAAUAUCAGAUUGAACACGAGCCAGUACCUCUAACAGUCUGAACUAGUAUGUGGAGUAUUCUAUUGUGUAUGGGCAUGUCUAUGGACUAGUCGACUGUCUUGUACAUUGACUAGUCUAUUACUAUAUAGUCUUUUAACUAGUCCAUGAAAUAGUCUAUUAACUACUCUAUGAAUUCAUUUAUUGAAUACAUUAUGAUAUAUUCUGUGGACCAAUGUUUGUAAUAGUCUGUUGACUUAUCUAUGAACCAGUCCGGAAAAGAGUCUAUUGUCUAAUUUAUUAUCUGUUCUAUUGAUUUGUAUAAUGCCUCUCAAAUUGAUUCUUUCCAAGUCUAUUAACUAGACUACGAUCUAGUCUAUGAACAAGUUUUUGAAUAGUCUAUGAAUUCAUUAUUAUAAUUUACAUAUAUAUUACAUACUCCAUGGACCUAUAAAUUGUUUAGUCUAUUUACUAUUCUAUUGACUAAUCUACGGACUAUUCUAUAGGUCAAUCUAUUGGCCAUGUUUUGGUAUAGUAUAUAGACUAAUCUGUAGACUAAACUGUGCCCAAGCCUAUGGACUAGUCAUUAACCUAUUCAUUAGAUUAGUCAAUAGUUUACAAUUUAUAAAAACUACUUAACAAGUUGUGCUAGUGCAGCGGUAUUUUUCCAUAUCAAAUGCUAGUCAAAAGUACAAUAUUCAUUGUCAUUUUAACAAAUUUCAUCAAAAAAACUAUUAUUAAUUUAAUAAUAGAUCAAAGUAAUCACUCACCUAUUCCUUCCUUUCGUAUCCAGCAAAAAUUCCGAUUUAUUUUCAAUGAAUGGCCAAUCUAAAGGCAAAUUAAACACUUACGAAGGUUUACGUAAGCCAAAAAAAAGUAAACAACUUUUACAUCACGUAACGAAACGUAGCAAGUAACUGAACCUUAAAACAACAUACCGACUGCACGCUAGCGGCUUUAAUUGAAAUAUUUUCGAAAUAUUAAAACACUUUUUUCACUAAUUAACCUGAUAUUUUCUAAUUGCAAUUUGUUAUAGAAAUAUUAAACAACAUUUAAAUUAUAUAUUUAUGAAAAAAUAUUUGUAAUUUAUUAACUUUUAAUAGGAUUUUUCUUAUUAAUUAUACGAACACUCAGUAACAAACAACCGAACACUUGCAAAAUUUCUAGAAAACUAACAAAAGAAUGCAAGUAAAAGGUGAUUGUUGUUGUUGUUAUUGUUGUUUUCAUUUUAUUUUUUAUUGAACUCCUUUUUGAACUCUUUUCUUCUAUAUUGACUGUUUUAUAAUUUUGUUUCGAAUCUUUUUAUAAAUUAUAAAAUUGUAAAUUAUUAAUUAAUUUAAGCUUAAAUAAACAAAUUGGUAAUAGUGUUGAAUAAGUAAUAAACUUUUAAUUUUUUUUAGCAUUAUAAAAAUGGUCAAUUUUAAAACGAAUUAUAGAAAAUUAAAUUUAAAUAAUAAAUUUAAAAAAAAAAAAAACAGAUUAAAUUCAGUGAAAAUGCUGCAAAAAUACAAGGUGUGUUUUGGGAACAAAAAAAUUGUAGUUAAAAUAUAAAGUUGAAACAAAUAUUUAAUAAACAAAUUAUAUAAUAAAAUAAAAAACAACUAAAACGUAGUUUAUAUAAAUGUAGAUAAAAAAAGAAAUAAUUCAGACUUGAAAAAAAGAAAAAUUUAACAAAAUUGUUAUAUUUGUUAUUUAAUGAAAUCUCAUCUGGCAACAUGUUAAAGUAAUAACGAAAUAAAUUUGUUACAUACUUUUAGGCUGCAACAAUUUUUUAGAAAAUGUGUCAGGCAUGGGAAAUUUAUUUAUUUAGAUAGACAUUAAAAAUAGUUUGC
This is a messenger RNA of Lucilia sericata (common green bottle fly), 7909 nucleotides long. It is a transcript of the gene SLO2, whose product is annotated as potassium channel subfamily T member 2. Gene Ontology annotation, cellular component: membrane. Gene Ontology annotation, molecular function: intracellular sodium-activated potassium channel activity. Gene Ontology annotation, biological process: potassium ion transport. Lineage: Eukaryota; Metazoa; Arthropoda; Insecta; Diptera; Calliphoridae. The transcript has 26 exons. The coding region runs from base 533 to 4735 and encodes 1400 amino acids. The record is from RefSeq and is a predicted model, not a curated record.